Messenger RNA from Amoebophrya sp. A120, 2865 nucleotides. NCBI's taxonomy places the organism in Eukaryota, Dinophyceae, Syndiniales, Amoebophryaceae. The record is from the annotation of a GenBank genome assembly.
AGGGAGCAGCAACAGCAUCCAGAAAACUACCGAGAAUCGUGAUUAGAUUCCACUGAAUUUCUAUUGAUAGACAUGGGCGCAAUUAAUAUGGAAAAUCUAAACCACAGAGGAAAGCAAUCUGAACAAAGACUAGGGCAAGAAGGUCUGACCGCCGCCGUUGAGUGGGCAGUCUUUCAUUGUUCAGGGGUUGCGCAAUAAACAGUGCCCUCAUUGUCAUGCUACAACAGUACGAAGAAGAGCCCUCUUGUUCCACAAAAAUGAUACACGCGACCAUUAGCUUCCCGCAAGAACUGCAGCAGUCACAGCACCCCCCGCGAGCUGCACGAAGGAUCCAGAUGAUGCGCACCCAAGAAACCCACAGCAUCCCCACAUCAGCACGCAACCAUGAUUUGCUUCACGACCCAGGCAGGAGCAGUUUUGAUGUUGUUUCCCGGAACUAUAUUAAUCGCAGCCCGGUUCUUCAUUUGGGGCAGCAAGAACGUGAACGACCGGAGGUAGGCCUCUACUUCGAACAUGAUCCAGCUCCUGGAAUAUUAAACCGCGAUCAUCGACAUGUGGUAGUUUUCCGGGGGCGUCAAGAAAAUCUCCCUACGGAAAUAAACCAACAAAAUCACGAAAACCGACCCUCUGACUUUCACAUCACAAUCGUCAUGACACGGGCUUUUGUUCGUCCUGAAGAUCAUGUUGCCUAUAAUAUGAGGAAUGAUUCACAUUCGUCGGCGAAUGUUGAUGUUGACUAUGACAAUAUUCAUCUCUCCGAAGAUGAUGUUGAUGUUGAAGCAAGUUUUAGUUCCACCAACGAUAGCACCUCUCCAGCGGUGUUGAACGAGUCAACAUCUCCAAGCGCAGCAAGCACGUCCUCAAACUACAAUUAUGCUUUCUACGAUGAACAGGAAAGAUUCUCUCCUCCACAUGAUCCCGUUCUUCCCGCCCAGCCGCAAGCCUCAUCUUCAGUACAACAAGAACUACGGAUCUUCUGCGAGGACCGAGAGUCUGAGCGGCAGCAGAUGCGGCAGCUCCUCUUUUCCGAGUUUGAAUACCGGCACUGCCACGCGGAGUGGCGCACUUGGACGAGUGAAGAGGAGCGCGAACCGGGUAUGCAAGAAAAAAACUGUGUUAGUGUAUUAGUCUUUCGGGCAAGCUGCAUCACAAGUUCGCCUGCCAUGACUGGAAAAACUUCUUGUUAUGUCGCACAGAUAGUAAGGGAAAACACAUAGGAAGCGAGCCGAUCAUGCAUGUCGAGCACGACAAGUACAACUGUUUUGCAUUUUCUGCAUCACAGAUUUGCACUUACACAGAUUUUUUCUUGCAUACAGAGCCUCAACCGGGUGUUGGACGGGAUGGCUGCGUUGCUGCGGAACCCGACCCGCGCAGCUUACGACCAACUCCAGCGCUGGUUCGAAGAGGAGACCACGAACUGCUACGGUUGUUGUUGUGGAGCGGCCAGUACUAGUACCAACCAGGCUUCAAUUCUCAGCGUAUGGAUUGCAAAUAUGUCUGGGUCUGGGAGAUUGCGAGAUUUGUCAUCUAGCUUUUCCAUGACCCAUGAGGUCUGGAAUGCAGGACCUAGCAUGACAGAUUGUGUGCGAUCUCUCUCAUGCCUAUCCUGCAUGAGAAACUCCCUCCCGACUUCGUCAAUUCUGGACGAGUUUUGGUAAUCAUGCAACACAGAUUUUUGCAUGCUUCUGAUCCGGAGUUGAAUUGGCUUUCAGCCUUUUCUUUUGUGAAUUCGAGGGCAGUGGUUGGCAGAGGUUGUGCGGGAUAUUCAGUUUUUGUUAUCCCGGGACAUUUGUGUUCCUUACCCACUUCCUCAUUUCCUGGUCGACCAGUUGGUAUGGUCGACUAUAGGUGCCACCCUCGUUUCUCACCUCCAGGGGCCCUGGGCACCUCACCAUUGAUGUUUCACUUGGUGGAAGAUGACAGGGUUCUAUGAGCUAUUAUGGGUGUCUAUUGUCUAUUCAGAUUUAGCAUGACAAAUUGCAUUCUUCCAGACCCAGACAUUUUUACACUUGAUACUCCGAUGCCCUGUGCAAGUGGGCCACCGCGGAAUGCGACCACUUUUGUGCGUCGAAUGUUGAUCAAGCCUUCUUGUUGCAUAGUACUGCUACUUAAAAAUACGAUAUAAUGAUAGUAGAACUGCCUUAUCUGCAACUUAGGUCGUAGUUACUCUUACUUAUUCGGCAGUCAGUAUUUCCAUUGGCGACAUGAUUCUCUAACACUGGGGUUCCACCUAUUUUGUUGUUAACAAAGCGACACGCAAGUGAGAUGAACAAGCUCUGGUGGGUGGGAGCUCCUGCUCUUAUUUCUACUGCGGCCUUAUUAGUUCAUACGUCUGAAGAUAAGAAUAAGUAAAUUACUCUGUUUCAACAUCAACAGCAGCUGCACUAAGUACCUAUUGACCGUUGGUGUUGAGCGGAGGCGUUUCCUGUUUGUCUCUCGUCAAUUUUUCUUCUUUUGUUGAAUUCUUCUUCGGCGUCGACAUGAUGUUGCUUGUGGACGAUAUAUGAUUGAAAGUUGAUGUUUAGGCCUUUAAAGGUUUCUCCUGCAAGAUUCAUUUAAAACACGCCGGCUAAGAAGAAAAGAAUUUGGCUAUGUUAUCGGUUUUCUUCCGAUUCCCGCGUCAUUUUUGUUUUGUUGUUGUGGUCGAAGGAUCGCUUUCUUCUUGUUGUUGAGCUACUACACAAAGGUGGCUUGCAUGGAUCCUUAUCUACACAAAGGUGGCUUGCUACUACACAAAGGUGGCUUGCAAGUAGUGCCUAACGUCGAUUCGAACAGGAGGCAAACGACGGAAGUUCGGUUCUGGCAUAAAGAACCAGAGAUGAGUACGAACAAAGCAAGAUCAAACUGGAGCAGUUGCGAAGCAAU